Messenger RNA from Arabidopsis thaliana (thale cress), 2173 nucleotides. It is a transcript of the gene UGP1, whose product is annotated as UDP-GLUCOSE PYROPHOSPHORYLASE 1. The transcript is spliced from 19 exons. The record is from RefSeq and is marked reviewed. The coding region runs from base 148 to 1584 and encodes 478 amino acids. Gene Ontology annotation, cellular component: cytoplasm. Gene Ontology annotation, biological process: callose deposition in cell wall; UDP-alpha-D-glucose metabolic process; pollen development. NCBI's taxonomy places the organism in Eukaryota, Viridiplantae, Streptophyta, Magnoliopsida, Brassicales, Brassicaceae. Gene Ontology annotation, molecular function: uridylyltransferase activity; UTP:glucose-1-phosphate uridylyltransferase activity.
UCACUUCAUCACCACUACUCCCUUGGCCUAUAAAUAUUUCUCUGCUUUUAAUUUCCAAUUUGCUCUGAUUCAUUCACAAAUAACAAUCCUCUCUUCGUUUUUGUUUUUCUUUUGGAUCCAAAGCUCUCUUAAAUCUGUAAAUCAACAAUGGCCGCCACCACUGAGAAUCUCCCUCAACUCAAAUCCGCCGUCGAUGGCCUUACUGAGAUGAGUGAGAGUGAGAAGAGCGGAUUCAUCAGCCUGGUUUCACGUUACCUGAGCGGUGAGGCACAACACAUUGAGUGGAGUAAGAUCCAGACUCCUACCGAUGAAAUCGUUGUUCCCUACGAGAAAAUGACCCCUGUCUCCCAAGAUGUUGCCGAGACCAAGAAUCUGUUGGACAAACUUGUUGUGUUGAAGCUUAAUGGAGGUCUUGGAACAACAAUGGGAUGCACUGGCCCGAAGUCCGUUAUCGAAGUUCGUGAUGGUUUGACAUUUCUUGAUCUGAUUGUUAUCCAGAUUGAGAAUCUCAACAACAAGUAUGGCUGCAAGGUUCCGUUAGUUCUCAUGAACUCGUUUAAUACACAUGAUGACACACAUAAGAUUGUGGAAAAGUACACCAACUCAAAUGUUGACAUUCACACUUUUAACCAGAGCAAAUAUCCCCGUGUUGUGGCAGAUGAGUUUGUGCCAUGGCCCAGCAAGGGAAAGACCGACAAGGAGGGCUGGUAUCCUCCCGGUCAUGGUGAUGUAUUCCCAGCCCUCAUGAACAGUGGAAAGCUCGAUACUUUCUUAUCACAGGGUAAGGAAUAUGUGUUUGUUGCCAAUUCAGACAACUUGGGUGCCAUCGUUGACUUAACAAUCCUGAAGCAUUUGAUCCAGAACAAGAACGAAUACUGCAUGGAGGUUACACCCAAAACCUUAGCUGAUGUAAAGGGGGGAACUCUCAUUUCUUAUGAAGGCAAAGUCCAGCUUCUGGAGAUUGCUCAGGUUCCUGAUGAACAUGUCAAUGAGUUCAAAUCAAUUGAGAAGUUCAAGAUAUUCAACACAAACAACCUAUGGGUUAACUUGAAGGCCAUCAAAAAGCUUGUGGAAGCUGAUGCACUUAAAAUGGAGAUCAUUCCAAACCCAAAGGAAGUUGAUGGAGUCAAAGUUCUUCAACUGGAAACUGCAGCCGGUGCUGCGAUAAGGUUCUUUGACAACGCUAUCGGUGUUAAUGUACCUCGCUCACGGUUCUUGCCAGUGAAGGCAAGUUCAGACUUGCUGCUCGUCCAGUCUGAUCUCUACACCUUAGUUGAUGGCUUUGUCACUCGAAACAAAGCUAGAACUAACCCCUCGAACCCGUCAAUUGAAUUGGGACCCGAGUUCAAGAAGGUGGCUACUUUCUUGAGCCGGUUUAAGUCCAUUCCUAGUAUAGUCGAGCUCGACAGCCUUAAGGUGUCUGGUGAUGUCUGGUUUGGCUCUUCCAUUGUUCUCAAGGGCAAGGUGACUGUGGCGGCAAAAUCCGGUGUGAAGCUUGAAAUUCCGGACAGGGCCGUGGUCGAGAACAAGGCGGUUAUGAUCUUGGUUCAGGAUUUUCAGAGUAAUCACCAAAAUGAAAAUUAGGAUUGAAUUUGAGGUUUUAUCUUUUCGGCUAAACCGAAUUGGCAUUCUACAUCUUUAGUUUAAACCUAAAUUAUUUUGAAUUAAAACUUACCAUUGUGUUUUUUUUACAGAACAUCAAUGGUCCAGAAGACCUCUGAAUAAAACAAAUUCAAGUCUUCUUCCCUCUCUCAUGGAAGACACAUCUUGAUACUCCUUUAAUUGGUGUGAAAAGAUCACAAGUGGCACAGCAAAGCAAGUUUAUGAAGAAAGAAUAAAUAAUGUUUCUUUUUCUUUUUGCAGCUUAGCAAAGUCUUUUCCUCUUUGGACUUUAUUUUAAUUUUGCUCUUUGAAUUUUCCCAAAACAUCACAUUUAUAUGUUCGAUUAUAUUUGGGUUCUAUCCACAAUCAUUUUUCUUUUUGAUAAUCCACUCUUUCUUUCCACAUGCUCUUUGCUUGGAAACUGAUGGAGUACUAGUUUAUUACAUUUAUGUCGUCUACUAAUUUAGAUUAUGUCACUGAUAUUCAUACAGUGUGACAUGUUUAUUUUCGGUUUUCGUCCGUUUGAUUUGUAGAAUUAAGUUGGGGACUAAUUCGUAUACUAAUGAAGGGA